CAUGCGCCAAAGGAUUCUGAACUGUUAGUUAUCGGACAGUGUUUCAUAAGUUUUCUAGUGUUGUCAGAGGAGCAACUCCUGUGUUGGCAAAUGCCAAAAGAGUGUCCGCAACGUGCUUGAUGGUUAAAAAACUUCCUUCUUGUCUUUGAGCUCGUAUCCGUUGGACACUAACAGGGCUUCUGAAACUCAAAUCCAGGUCGACGAGGAUGAGAUAUACUGGAGACACAAGAAGGGUGAUGAGGAGUUGGAAUUGUCACAUUACUCCAGCCACACUCACGUAAUAUCCCAAUUGGGUCGAUGUUUUAGUGAGUAGAGCUUCCUCCAGUAUAUGCUGCUACAAGUAGUUACUGCUGCUUCAAUUAUAAUCUUCCACUGGAUCACAUUUUCUUACAUUCCAUGCCGUGGAAACUCGACGUCUGCGUCAUUCUGGCAGAUGCAAAUUCUCAUCUCACUCGAUAAUCGGAUGCUUGGUUGCAGCUAAUGCUAUGGUUGGACCACGAACAUGGAUUGGAGGACUCUUUAACCGCCUAAGUAACAGAAAUGACAACAAAUUUCUUGACUACCCUUUGAGUCCUCUUCAGCAACGGAGGCUUAUGAGGCUCCAAGAACGGUUGCAAGUACCCUUUGACGAGACUCGACCUGAUCAUCAAGAAUCUCUUAGAGCAUUGUGGAAUUUGGCCUUUCCUGGUGUUGUCUUGAAAGGCAUGAUAUCCGAGCAGUGGAAGGAUAUGGGUUGGCAAGGCGCUAAUCCAUCAACGGACUUUAGGGGCUGCGGUUUUGUUUCCUUAGAGAACUUGCUGUUUUUCGCCAGGACUUAUCCAAAAUCUUUUCAUAGGUUGCUAUUCAAGCAAGGUGGGAAGAGAGCAGCAUGGGAGUACCCGUUUGCUGUAGCUGGCAUCAAUAUCACCUUCAUGUUGAUUCAAAUGCUAGACUUGUACUCUGGUAAACCUAGAUGUCUGCCUGGGGUCAAUUUUGUGAGAUUAUUAGGAGAAGAUGAAGAAGCCUUUGACGUGCUAUACUGUAUAGCCUUCGAAUUGAUGGAUGCACAAUGGCUUGCGAUGCACGCUUCCUACAUGGAGUUCAAUGAAGUUGUACGGGUCACGAGGACUCAGUUGGAGAGGGAGUUGUCUUUGGAAGAUGUCUAUAGAGUACAAGACCUGCCUGCUUACAACCUCUUGUAUCAAUAGCCAUCGCAUGUAUCCCUGCCUCAGAUCCUCUCGUGCAAACUAGCUGUCUGAGAAAGAGCUCAAAAAGUCUCAAAUACAACAGCUUUCUUGAGUCAAUCCUAUCUAUGCCGAUCUAGAAUAAUCAUCUGUAUUCGUAGCUGAAACUUGUACAUUCUUUUGAACUCUGCUCAGGGACAUACGAGGUUUAGGUUUGGUCCUGAAUCUUGGACCAACUUGUCAAAAUCACUGAUGUAUCCUCUGUCUCAAAGUGUCUGUUACGUCCAUCGACUCCUCGAAGAUGUUUUUCUCCCGUGUUUUGCUUUAUUUAUAGAGAGUUUGAACAUCAAAGCAGAGUUUAGACUGUUAGAAUGCUGAGUUAUGGCUAGUGGUGAGUUGGUCAUGAAAUAGUUGUAAGGAGAAUAUUCUCCAUGUGAGCAUAGAUCAGUCGAUGAUGGCUAAAGAUUGGGAGCAUGUCCGGGACCGAUGGAGCUCCAGUCUAUGGCUUUCUGUAAUCCGAAAAGCCCGGAAAAACCGGGAAUCCUCGCUGUUGGGUUUCUGAUUCUGAAAUGGAUAUUUCUGAAAUGGAUGCCU
Punica granatum (pomegranate) is the source of this 1757-nucleotide messenger RNA. Lineage: Eukaryota; Viridiplantae; Streptophyta; Magnoliopsida; Myrtales; Lythraceae. The record is from RefSeq and is a predicted model, not a curated record.